Lycium barbarum (goji berry) is the source of this 747-nucleotide messenger RNA. Its product is annotated as nuclear transcription factor Y subunit B-5-like. Gene Ontology annotation, cellular component: CCAAT-binding factor complex. Gene Ontology annotation, biological process: regulation of transcription by RNA polymerase II. The record is from RefSeq and is a predicted model, not a curated record. Gene Ontology annotation, molecular function: DNA-binding transcription activator activity, RNA polymerase II-specific; protein heterodimerization activity; RNA polymerase II cis-regulatory region sequence-specific DNA binding. Bases 78 to 518 code for a protein of 146 amino acids. NCBI's taxonomy places the organism in Eukaryota, Viridiplantae, Streptophyta, Magnoliopsida, Solanales, Solanaceae. The transcript has a single exon.
UAAAGAGACAAAUAAUAAGCAGAGUGAAAAGCAAACGUGUCUGUGUUUGAGGGGAUCGAGUUUCUAGGUUUCCCAAAAUGGUUGAUAACAUCAACAAUAAAUUAGGGUCAAUUAACUCAACUGAGGAAGGAGGGAUUAAGGAGCAAGAUAGGUUAUUGCCAAUAGCUAAUGUGGGGAGACUUAUGAAGCAAAUUCUUCCUCAAAACGCCAAGAUUUCCAAAGAGGGAAAAGAAACAAUGCAAGAAUGUGUAUGUCAGUUCAUUAGCUUUGUUACUGGAGAAGCAUCGGAUAGAUGUCACAAGGAGAAGCGCAAGACAUUGAAUGGAAAUGAUAUUUGUUGGGCUAUGGGAAGUUUUGGAUUUGAUGAUUAUGUUGUGCCUUUAAAGAUAUAUUUGCAUAGGUUUAGAGAAUUAGAAGCAGAAAAAGCUAAUCAAAAGAAGGCUACUGUUGGCAAGAACAUUGAAGAAAGUCAGAACAAUGAACAUCGAAAUUUCCAGGGAAGUUUUUAUGGUCCUUAAGAUUUGUCAAAUGACAAUAAUUUUCUAGCUCGGAACUUGAUUAAGCUUGGAUUUUCUCAACUCCUAAUCUUUAUUCUUAGAAAAAGUUUUUACUUGUAAUAAGAAUUAUUCUAGAUUUAUAGUAUGUAAAAAUAUUCUCUGUUAGUGAUUAUUGUAUUUUUAUGGUUGUGGAUAUUGUUUUGAACAAGUAAUAACCUUCUGAUUCAUGUACGUUGGUUUCACACUUGGC